Molecule: messenger RNA, 4095 nt
Organism: Psilocybe cubensis
Lineage: Eukaryota; Fungi; Basidiomycota; Agaricomycetes; Agaricales; Agrocybaceae
Exons: 3
Coding region: 1-4095 (1364 amino acids)
Source: RefSeq, a predicted model, not a curated record
AUGCCCCUCUUGUCAAGCAUUUUCUCGCGGAAGAACAAGCCGUCUCCCCGCGCAAAGCACGACGACCACAACGGCAGCAUACACAGCAGCUCAGCUGCAUCUGAACUAGACUCGACUCUUUCAUCUCCAACUACUUCUUCCUACGCAGGCAAAUCCUUAUCUUCCUAUCCUCCUUCUAGAGACCUGCUGCAUCCAGAUGCCGCUCGUGCGCACACAGCACACACACUUAUUCCCCCACAACCUCCUUCUACACCAACCCCAUCUAAUGGCAGUCGUCUACGUCUGCCUUUUACCCGCAAAAAGUCGAACAUCUCAGGAGUAAAUUCACAGAGCAAUGUUUCUGUGGAAACAAGUGCUCACAAUUUCAACACUUCCCCCCGGCCACCACUUCCGUCCCGCGCCAGCACAGACGAACCCGUGGACCGCCGUCUCCGCCCCCCACCCUCUAGAUCUGCCAUCUUUGCAGCCUAUGGCGAUCCAAAUAGCGCUCUUUCCACACGUUCUUUACCCAACGAUCCAACUUCAGACUCUCGCAGCAAUCCUUCGCAAAAUAAUCCACGUUCUCGACCAUCCCUGUUUCCAUGGGCAAAACAUCAACAGUCUUCACCUUCCCCGUCUCCCUCAGGUCAUAAUUCUACGCCGAAUAUGUCACCCAUUUCCACUGCAUCGCCAAAUAGCCCUGAGCCUGGUCAAUCUUUCAAUCUCAAGUCCUUCCGCCACAUCCGACCGCCUUCCCCAUCAAAUGGCUCCAAUGUUUCAUUGGCCCCGCCAAUUCCUCGCCCUCGCGGAGAGAGCAUAAACUCUGAUUCUUCCCAACGGAUAUCUGUCGCCGCUUUCCGCGAAGCUCAAUCAAGGCGCAGUAUGGCAGGAUCUCCUUCUCCUUCCUUCCGUUCAACGAGUCCGUUACCUGGCGCGCCUCAUCCCGGGGCGAUGUCUGGGGAAGAUUCUCGUGGCGGCAGUCCCCGGCCACCUCGUUCCCAACCUCCAGCUACUCUACAGCAAAGACGGCGUUCUAGCAUGGCACUUGCAUACACAUCUGAUUCCGAUUCAUCUGAUUCAUCCUCUGACGAGGAAUCAGCAGACGAAAGGGGUCACCCAAAGGGUACUGGGAGACCAUCAUUCAAUACACCUGGACGUUUUGACAAAGUGAAAGCGAAAUCAGAAUUAGGACAUGGAAAUAUGUCAUCAGUGCCGUCCAGAUCGAAGGACACACCGUUUCCCCAGCGUGCGCCUAAAUCCCACGUUGGACAUUCUGGUUCCCAAACUCCAUCUUCUCGCCCGGAGUUAUCCAUUCAGUCUGAUAUAACGAAGAAGAUCUCAGAGUUGCCUCCUCGUUCUCAAUCAAGCAUGAGUCAUUAUACAGGUGGGGUUAGACCACGAGCCAGUGCUUCUGCCAGUGCAAUAUCUCCAACAGCAGCUGCAAAGAGAGCGAGCAUAUUGGCUGCGUCGGGCAAUUCAAACUCUAAUAACAAUAUCAUGUUUGAAAGUAGACCUAAUCAGCCGCAGCCUCGCAAAGCGCCUCAACCACCGCCAACAAAAAGUUCACACAUAUCAUCCAGCUCUGAUUCGGAAGACGAUGCACCAUUAGCCAACCUUGUUGGACCCCGGAGACCUGGAAGUGCAAUGUCGUCGUAUUCCAAUUUGCACGCAAGGUCUACUGGAAAUGUCACUACCCGGUCAAAUACCCAUCUCCCCCCUAAACCUCUCAUCGAUAUAAACGAACUUACUGCCCCGAAGCGCUCGUAUACAGCUCCGGAUGAGAAUGAUGCAGGAUUCACCAAGGGGCCCACCUUGCUAUCUCUUGGUAAGAUGCCAUCGCCAAACACUCAACCUCACCUAGUGGAGAGUCCAGUUUCUCCUUCUGGGUGGCACCCUAACCCGGAUGGAGCUUCCUCUUUGAUACGGAAGGACCCACCAGCGAACUUUAUCUCACCGCCCGAGUCCCCUGCCCCAGAGUUGGAACAUCACACUAACAAGGACGACACGCAAACGAUUAGGGGUAGCAUGGAUGUGUUAGCUGUUUCACAAACAUCGGAAAUAAACCCCGAACAGAGAAGGGUGCCUAUUACUGAUCGCUUGACCAAGGUGGUUCAGACAAAUUUGACAUCUACAAGCUCUGUCCCAACAGCAGCCUACCCUUCUUCAAUUCCUCCCGUCAAUUCAGCGCCUUCUAACAAGGCAAGCGAAACCUCGGAUGAAAGCUCGGAAGAAGAAGAUAGUGACUCUGAUGUGCCCCAGCAGCAAAAGUCGAAGUCACAAAUUGAGCCAAAGUCAGCGCCAUUUCCCCGUCAAACUCAUGCACCAUUGGCGAUGCCAAAGGCGCACGGUCUUUCCAAUGUCCCAACCAAGGCGGAACAUAGUCCUGUUGAUCAAGAGCUGGCACAAUUACUUGGAAGUGCAGUCAACUUCAUAUCUCGAAAUGGAGAGCCAUCCGAAGAAUCGUCUGAAAGUGAAAGUGAGGAUGAAGAUAAUGACACAUCCAUUGGCAAAAGCAGCAAUCCUCCCAUCCUCGCUCCUAUUCCUAUCAAAGAACGUUCACCUCCACCAGCGUUUAGUGUCACCUCCAGACCACCUCUAACGAGGCCAACGCAUACAGCUAAUUCAUCGACUACCGCCACCUCAUCUAGCGGUACUGGAUCUUCAGAGUACACUCCAAGACCGCGAAGUUCUACACUUCUGGCUGAAUCCUCGUCAUCGAAUUCCUAUGCACCGAGAAAAUCCUUUACGAGCGACGACAUUGCUUCUCAGGCUAAUACCAGCCAGAACAAGUCUGAGCGAGGGAGCCCGUCGAGACCACCUGCUAUUCGCCAACGAAGUUCAACUAUGCUGACUGGAGUCCCUCUGUCGGCGCAGAUGCCUAAGAAUUUCCGUGCGCCUGAAAAGCCUUUUGCAGGUCGACGCAAUAGUCCUGCAAGCUCUACUGGUGAUUCCAGUAGUGGUCGGGCGCCGCUUACACCUCGUGAUGGCAGUGACAUCGUUGCUCAAGAAGAGACCAAACCCAAAGGUCACAUGAAACGCAGGAGUGUUAGCUUCGAGGAUGAUCUUCAACAAGAACUAAAACCACCGAGUAGAAGUUAUUUGAGGGAGUCUAGCAGAAGUGGGUCAGAUGCCGGUGAGACCAGCAACGAUGAGGAUCGUAAGGAAUACAGGAGGCGUGAACGAAGGCGGUCAGAGGCUAAGGCUGCAAUUGAGCUUGGAAACGUUAUUAACGGAAAGGGCCCUAUUGUAGACGAUGAUGAAGAUGACAUGCCUAUAAACCAGACUAUGAACGCUCGGAUGUCAACCCUAAACCCCAUGAUGGCAAUGGGCAAUCCAAUGGCAAUGCAAAUGGGAUUCGGUGGUCCACCAAACCCCACCCCAUGGGCCAAUGGCAUGGGUCAGCCUCUACUUUCUCCUGCUCAAUUCAUGAUUCCUCCUCCCGCGGACCCUAAUUUCAUGGCUGCUCACCAACAAGCAAUGAUGAUAGCGAAGCAGGCGUAUCAGAUGGCCGUUGCGCAACAGGCCAUGGCAGCUGCCGCUGAUGAAUGGGAGCGUGGUUCGACGGUUGGCGGAUUAGGUGGAGGAAGCGUCUAUGGUGGAGGAAGUGUCUACGGAGGAGGAAGCGUCUACGGUGGCUCUGCCGCACCUUCGAUGAUGUCUCCCCAGUUUAACAUGAUGAGCAUGUUGCAAGGAGGUGCUUGGCAGAACUCAGCAUCUGUCUAUGGCGGCGGGGCUCGCUCAAUGUACGCGGGGAGUAUUGGCCCAGGAGAUGCCAUCAGUGGUUCUCGAAGCGAAUAUGGUGGACCAAGCAGCGGGCGUAACGGCGGUGGCAACUGGAGUUCCUCGCGAAGCUCUUACGGCGACUUUUCGAGUCCUUCUGCUGAACUGGCCCGCAAUGGACAGCAAGGUGUUAGGCGUCCGGGAAACCAACCGCGUAGCUCUGGCUACUUUCCUCCAAUGCCACCGAUUCCUGCUUCGCAGUCUGCCAAUGGCAGGUCGAGCCCAGAUAUGAGAGCCAACCCUCGAUCAAGAACUGCUAGUCAGCCCGCACAUCCUAGUCGGGGAUUGCCACCUCGCAAAGCUGCCCCCCCUUCUAGCUGGAAGGCAGGCACAUAG